Molecule: messenger RNA, 613 nt
Organism: Mercenaria mercenaria
Lineage: Eukaryota; Metazoa; Mollusca; Bivalvia; Venerida; Veneridae
Product: gamma-aminobutyric acid receptor subunit beta-4-like
Exons: 6
Coding region: 113-613 (166 amino acids)
Biological process (GO): monoatomic ion transport
Cellular component (GO): membrane
Molecular function (GO): extracellular ligand-gated monoatomic ion channel activity
Source: RefSeq, a predicted model, not a curated record
GAAGUGCUAUCUUUUCUUUCAAACGGUUUAUUUCAUUUUAUUGAAUACUUUCUUUACGUAGAUGCCCCUUCCCCGUACACGGUACUUUCCCACUUUCACCGAUAUGCGGUAAAUGUCGGUGCAAUCCAGCCUGACGAUAAUCAUGUUACUAGAUAAGAGAAGGUGUAUGGCAGAGAAGAAUUUAACGUUCUUCCUGUGUAUCUUAACGGCAUCAGCCACUUCCGGCGAAGGACCGACAAGGUCUGAGCUUGUUCAUAAACUGCUCAAUGACACUCAAUAUGACAACAGCCUACCACCGGAGUAUUCCACAGGAAAUGUCACAAACGUUUCUGUACAAUUGGCUAUAACUGAUCUUGAUUCUGAAAGUGACAUUAACAUGGAGUAUGAUUGUACAUUGUAUCUACGUUUGAACUGGACAGACGGACGUUUAGAUUUCACAGCAUAUAAUACCAGUUACAAGCGUCUAAUAUUAGGCAAUAAUAUUGUGGACAAAGUUUGGAUACCAGAUUUGUUCUUCUACUCCCAAAGAAAGUCAGAAAUGCAAGGUCUUUCCACAAAGAAUCAGUUGGUGUAUUUAUUCGAGAAUGGUACCAUUAUGUACAGCGGCAGGUAA